Messenger RNA from Triticum aestivum (bread wheat), 1020 nucleotides. RefSeq lists its product as uncharacterized. The transcript is spliced from 2 exons. Lineage: Eukaryota; Viridiplantae; Streptophyta; Magnoliopsida; Poales; Poaceae. The coding region runs from base 313 to 777 and encodes 154 amino acids. The record is from RefSeq and is a predicted model, not a curated record.
UCCUCUGGAGCCCCGCCAAUAUCUCCAAAACUCCUCCGUGGUUAGGGAAAGGAGUGGUGCUAGAGAGAUGGAUGGCAUGCUUGCAUCUAUUAUGAUCCAUCCCUCUUAAUUAAUCGUCCUUGGUUAUUUCCUGUUGGUAGUAAUUUGUUCUGCUUACUAUUCUGGUGGAAAUACAUGCUUAAGAUCACCGGAUGAAUUUCCCUCCUCUGUCUCUUUUUCUGUCUUCCUCGUAGUAGAGCAAUCUUGUUUCCUUUUUGGUCAUCUUCCGCGUUCGGAUCAGUUCAAAACUGGUCGCAUUGCCUCUGAUUUUCCAUGGCAAAGGUUCAAUUGGGGGUUUCUUUGACUUUUUUUUGUCAUCUUUCUUUGUCUUUCGCCUUGAUGAUCUCGCUCUGCUGUUUCCCAGUCAUGUCACCAAGAUUUGAUCAUCUUCUUGUUUCUUAUGUCAACUUUGAAGGCCGCAAUCUGGAGACCAUGAUCCUCAACACAGCGGUGCCCCUGAUGGCCAUGCUGCUGCUGCUCACGGUGUCGGCUGUCUCCAUGACGCCGAACGACUCUGCCUGCGCCUGCCUCCGCACCUGCUUCUUCCGCAGCAACUGCUUCCCGAUGAUCUGCGUCCUCUGCCAGAUCAACCUGGGCCGUCAUCUAGCGAAGGAGGCCGUUCUGGCGCCGACGCUGGCGGGCCGGCGCUACUACGCGGUGGGCGCCGUCGCGUGCUUCGUGGAGCUCGCUCUCAAGCUGUGCAUGAUCAUGGUGCUGUGCCCCGCGGAUGGUGUUUAGGUUCGUCGCGCAAGCCUGGAUCGAAGAUGGAUGAUUUUGGAGUCUGGAGAUGCGCCGUUUUGUUUAGUUACAACUUACAACUUUGGAAGGGCCUGUCAUGUCAUGUGGUGUUUUAGUCUCGUCUUACCAUUAUUCCGUUGUUGUCUUGUCGCUGGGAUGCGGCCCUUUAGGCUAUAGACUAAGUAUGAAGUUAGAAGGGAUUUGAACUUGUUUAGCUGAAGUCUUCAAGGUUGGAAACUUGGA